Molecule: messenger RNA, 721 nt
Organism: Galdieria sulphuraria
Lineage: Eukaryota; Rhodophyta; Bangiophyceae; Galdieriales; Galdieriaceae
Product: small GTP-binding protein Arf1
Exons: 1
Coding region: 20-697 (225 amino acids)
Molecular function (GO): GTP binding; GTPase activity
Source: RefSeq, a predicted model, not a curated record
UUUGCAGAAAAGUUUUCAAAUGGGAUGUUUUCAAAGUCAACCGCAAGAAUACCGUUCUUCGUCAGCAGUGGCAACAACGAGUUUUGCUCCCACCUACGCUGACGGUGACGGGUUUGUACAACCGCAAACCCCUUUGAAAACUUGGAAUAUUAUAUUAAGUGGUCAACAUACUUUAGCUGCUCAACUGUUUAGCAAGUUGAAAGGGUCUCCAAACUUCGGAGUUUAUGGAGAAAAUACAAAGACUAUAUUUUGCGGUAACAUAACCCUAUUUAUUCACUGGGUGGAUAUGAAUGGAGAGUUUUUUCCGUUACCAACAGAGGCAGUGAGAGGAAUUGUGUUUGUAGUCGAUGCAACCAACAAAGAGAGCUUAUCUACUGCAAAAGAAAGUCUGGAACAAAUAUGUGGCUAUUAUUCUGAAUAUUUCCAGGACCUUAUGUUACUUAUCCUUGCUCAAGGUACAGAAGAACCUAAUGCAGUUGGCUUUCGUGAAGCCAAGCACUUGUUGAGUUUGCGUUGGCUACCUGUGGAUGGACACUUCAUUCAGUCCUGUUCUGUGGAUACUGGAGAGGGUGUUCAACAAGGAUUGGAAAGUUUGAUAAAAGGCAUACUCCAAGUAGACUAUCAGUUGGAGCAAGACGCAAGAAUGCAGUCCAUGUUGGCCUGGAGUAUGUUUAUGACUCCUAUGCCUUUAUUUUAAAAGACAAGUGAUGGUAUUUGAAAC